This is a messenger RNA of Salpingoeca rosetta, 1182 nucleotides long. RefSeq lists its product as uncharacterized. The transcript has 8 exons. The record is from RefSeq and is a predicted model, not a curated record. NCBI's taxonomy places the organism in Eukaryota, Choanoflagellata, Craspedida, Salpingoecidae. The coding region runs from base 27 to 1079 and encodes 350 amino acids.
ACAAAUCGGCGGGAGACAAGAGCGUGAUGACGAGCAAGCAGAAACAGACAGAACAGCCGUGCGAGCUCGCGCAGGUGCUGCCGACUUGUGAGGCCGUGGCAGCUCAGGCCACGCAUGUGCGCAUCUCCCAGCAGGCCAUCGACAGCACGGCGAAGAAGCUAGCAACAGUGCUUGAGGAGAACGCGUUCUCACUGGCGCAUUGGCGAAUGCACGAGCUGCAUCCCUCCGACCCAAAGGACAACCAUGUGGACUUCAUUUUUGUGCUUGAUGCGCUCAAUUUUAGCUUUUGGAUGCCGGAGGGAGAGAAAUACGCAGUCGAGUACCGUGGAAAACAAUGGACCGGCUACUGGUCCCUCGUCGCCGCCCUGUCCCGUGCCAUUGACGAAGGGAUUGACAUGUGCAACCCCGCCGUGUACGGCAGCCUGACGCUCGACCAGCUCCGCAGUGUCUUCCGCUCCGUCUCUGGAACAGAAGUGCCACUCCUUGAGCAACGCCACGAGGUCCUUACGCAAGCUGGCCAGUGCCUUGUAAAGGACUUUGGCGGGACGUUUCGCACGUGCGUUGAGCGUGCAAACAAGUCGGCAGCUUCCCUUGUGCGUCUUGUCACACAGCACUUCCCAUCGUUUCGGGACAUGAGCAUAUACAACGGCAACCCAGUGUAUCUGUUGAAGCGGGUUCAGAUCCUCGUUGCAGACCUGUGGGGGUGCUACCAGGGUGCGGGUUGGGGCGCCUUCCGCGAUAUCGACGCAGUCACCAUGUUUGCAGACUACAGGUGUCCGCAUUGCAUGGCCUCACGCCUUUACGACGUGCUUGUGCGUGCACUCAUCGUCUGCAGCUGCUGCGCCGGACCGUAUUGGAAGAACUCACCGCUCGAGGAAAGGCUGAUACUGUCAAGUGCAACAGCGUCAUCUUGGAUUUUUAUCUGUGGGACUUUGCCAAGGACAAUGCCAGCUCGCUCGCACACGUGCCCAUCCACCACACGCGCUCCAUCUUCUACUGACCGCACGUGGCCAUGCGAGACGUGGGUGACGAUGACACUAACAUCCAUACGGUGUAGCUGUGAACGGGAGUGCAUCUGACAGAUACAUGCUGCGUGCUGCGUUGGCACAAACACAAAAAUCCAACACCCACAGCAGACAGCUGCACGACGCGGUGUAAGCGACACGAUAAAGUAUAUUCGGU